ACGAUUAUAUGAUUUUCAGGAUAAAUUUUGAGAGAAAAUUCUCUCCGUUUAUAUUACGAAUUUUGUAGUGUCAAUCGACUUAUAAGUAAUUUGGGAUGUAUUAAAAUGUUUUUGAACUGUGUACAAACCAUUAGAAAUAAAAAAAUUAUAAUUGUGAAUAUGAGGUAAUGAAAAAGAGGAGGAGGGCAAAAAAGUGGGAGAGUAGGAGAGUUGUAAGAGAUAUGGGGGACAUCGUGGCAGCGGAAAAGACGAAGACUAUGAUGAUGCCGUUUCUGAAACUAUUGUUCCAUUUUAAUAUGUGUAUCGUAUUAAAAAAUAUUAAUAUACAAUGGCAAUUGUUUAGAAUCAGAACCGUGAAUUAAAAUUUGGCCUGAUGUCGGGCCUCGUGGCGCUCUCCGUCGGAGCACGAUCGCGGCGAGUCGCGCCGCGACGUCUUUCCUCGCGAGCUCGCGAGGGCGAACGGGCAUAGCUGAUCGAGCUUCGGAGCAUUUUUCGCGUCUUUACCUGAUUCGGCGACCCGGUCGCGCGAUGUUUGUUCCACCAAUCAAAACUCUUCUCGUUUUCUAGCGACCGUGAAAUCGCUCGUCCCUAAAGUGAGUCCCGUUCGCGUGUGCCCGCUCGCCUAGUUCUCGCGCCCGUUCGAGAAAAUCGUUUCUCCAUCGUGCUUGCAUCGUUUCGUAAGGGCCCGCGCCCCUUUCGAGGCUCCGUCGCAAUAUUCGCGCCGAUCAAAGGCGCUAUAUCGCCGCGUGAUCGGUCUACCGACUCGUGUGUCGGGUUCCCGUCAAAUCGCUGCCGCAAAGCAGAGCCCGUGCGCGGCGAGCUUUCGGUAUUUCGAUAGUCCAUCAAAUCGCGUGCGAGCUCUUAUUAAAUCCUUGUUAAAUCAACCGUGCGUGCGUCCGUUAAAAUUCCUAUCUGACUUGUUGCCGAUUAAGAAGUGUUCACGGCCCAAUCUGCGUGUCGAGUGCGCGAGUAUCCUCCUCCACAGCGGUGCGCGAUCGCGUACGUUCGUCUGCUCCGCGUUAAGAAUUCCGUUGGCCGCGCUCAAGAUUGUCCGAUUCGUUUGGGUGUUGAAAUCAACGCUCGUCAAGAUCUCCCGUCGCGCCAUAUACCGCGUUACUCAAUUUUCAUCUUGUGAGACUGGCAUCAACUGUUCCUCGAUAUAACACGAAGCUUGUCUUAUCUUUUACACAUGCUAGAACGUAGUAUUUCUCAGAAAGGUUUAUAACCAUAAGCAGUCUACAGGAAGAUCACAAUGAAGUAUACGAUAGAAAAAGAAAACAAUACAAAAGUACAAUGGACUCAAUGGAUCGCAGGUAUCGGAGUCACUCUUCUACUUCUACUAGUAGGAAUGAUAGAGAUUUGGAGUUCACCGUACAUCGAAAAUCUGACUUCGCCCGAAUCUCCCAUACCCAUGACAGAGAACCAAGCGUCCUGGAUAGUCUCUCUUCUAAGUGUAGGAAAUCUAAUUGGCACCGUUUGUGGUUCGAUUGCCGUCAACUAUCUCGGCUCUAAAACAGCGAUCGUUGUGACGAGUUUGACAAUAACUCUUAGCUGGCUAUUUACACUUGUAGCUAAUCGACGGGAAUGGCUGUACGCAGCUAGGUUAUUAGGUGGUAUCGGUAUGGGAAAAGCAAACAGCUGCUUCUCACUUUACCUAGGCGAGAUCGCGGACCCUACAAUUCGCGGAGCUCUGGUGGCCUUAGCUGUAAGUGGAUUAUCAAUAGGCAGCUUAAUGAUGAGUAUCAUGGGUGCGCGUUUAAGUCUGGAGAUGAGCGCUCUCAUAUGUCUCAUUCUCAGUUUACUACUGAUAAUCACCUUCAUAUGGUUGCCGAAAUCACCGGACUAUUUCAUCAAAAUCGGAGACGACGAUAAAGCGCGUGCCUCGAUACUUUGGUAUCACCGUGAUUGCGAUGUGGAAUCGGAGCUGACAGCGCUGAAAACCUUCAUUGAAAAAAAUAAGAGUCUUCCCUUCGCGGAUGUUCUAAAGCAAUUCAAAAUUCCCUACAUUAUGAGAGCACAAACACUCACGUCCAUGCUCUUCGUAUAUUUUCUGUUUAGCCAAAGCAUUGUGUCGGCUUACAUGGAGACCAUCCUGCAAGACGCCCAAGUGACCGUUAUAGACCCGUCAGUGAUAGUAAUCAUCGUCACCGCUACGGGACUCGUCGGUUCCCUGGUUUCCAUGUACCUGAUCGACAAGUUCGGCAGGCGAAUUCUGAUGAUCGUCUCAAGCGUGGGCCUCACGAUCUCGCUAAUCUGCUUGGGUGUACAAUAUCAGCUACUCGACGCGGGCUAUGACCCCACCAAUCUUCAGGCUCUACCCAUUUUCGCGGUGUUGCUCUAUGAAACAUCCUCAUGUAUCGGCGUCAUCCCAGUACCAAGCACAGUAUUGAGUGAAAUCUUCUUGCCACAUGUUAAGUGCGUAGCUAGCUGUAUCGCCAAUAUUGUCGGUGCGACAGCCUCUAUUAUCUCCACAUCGACAUAUCAGCCUUUAAUCAAUUUGAUCACGCAAAAGUACGUGUUCUAUUUGCACGCUUUGAUAAUGACAACGGCUGUACCAUACACAUAUUUCCGCAUGCCUGAGACUAAGUGUAAGUCGCUACAGCAAAUUCAAGAAGAGCUGGUUGGAAGAACUGAACAAGUGGUUUAAUCGGAUAGCAUAUAAUGAACGAAAUAGUACGUGAAUACACUUAUCGACUUCUUUUGACGAUCGGUCUCUAGACAACCAAUGGAACAACUUGUUUUCUCGUAUUUAUUACAAAACAUUUUAAUGGUGCCUCAACGGCGAUGCCGAGUAUUUGUCACAUCAUUUGCCACAUUUUAAUGUUACUGAUGUGCCAAAUAAUGAUUUAACAAAUUGAAAUCACAAUGCAAUAUUCUCGUUUAAUCUGAUACUAACCCAUUUAUUAAAUUGCGAAACAAAUGCGAACGGAUUCACGGAAAACAUCUGAUGUAUAAUAUAUCGGCACUGCUGCUGAUUGUGAGUCAAACUCAGCAUAUGCAUUGCUUUGUGAGAAAAAUUUUAUUUCAUGUUUCAUUUAUAAUAUUUUACGAGGCUGUAUUAGAAUUAACAAAGGUGGCAGUAAAUACGUCGCCAAUGUGAUAGCGCCCGUUACAAGAGUUACGGUUAUUGUGCAAAACGUUGUUGUUUUAUCUUAUCGCUUGUAUAAAAGUAGCGAUAUAAAACUUUGUGCCAACUCACCAUGAAUUUACACACAUCAGAAAAUUAAAUUUGCUCUUAUCGUAUUUAUUGAAACGGUAAAAUAUUCAAUUUACCUAAGCGCAAAAACUUGAUUUCCGGCAUGAAAAAUUAUGUUUGUCAAAACAUUUAUUUCCUUUGUUAUUAAAAUAACAAACCAUUUCGUUUAGAAAAACUUGGUGGUGCAAAAUGGAUUUACUUUAAUAAUACGUGCAUGCAAAGUAUUAUUAAAAGAAUGAAAUGUUUUUAUGUAUAUAAUCUCAUGCUCAGUUAGAACAAUACUUCCUAUCAUUACUUUUAUAGCAAAAAUAAAUUUAAACAACUUUCAUUUACACAAUUAUUUUAAGGAUUGCAAAUAGUACAAGCUCUAUUUUCACCUUUUUCUAACAAGGCAAUUAAACUAAUAUAUUACGCAUUUUGUAGUAUAAAUCGUCUUAUAGUAUUACAAGUAAUUUUCAGUAUUUAAGAUAUUUGGACUGUUUAAAAAACGUUAAAAAUAUAAAAGUUAUGUUUGGCAAUGUUACGCGAUGGAAGAAAGAAGAAUGGCAGGAUACUGUGACGAGUAGAGAGGAAAGAGGGUGUAGAGUGAUAGACGUUGUAGGGGAUGGCGGGGCAGGGGAGGAGACAGCGAUGAUGAUGAUGUUUCUGCAAUUGUUGUCCAUUUUAACAUAUGUACGUUUCAUAAAGUCCUAAUAAAUAAAUGUAGAAAAUAAUAGACACUUUUACUAUUAACUAUAAUAUGUAAAAGAACCCUAAACAAUCGAUUAAGUCUAUUAAACAUUUCUUGCGCCCAGUCAUUUUUCAGAUGCGGCUGUCAUGCUUCUGCCCAAUUUGAUGUUUCAAAUAUUGAUAAGCACUGUAUUUCGUUGCCUGUUACGCGGACACCAUUCGACACGAGAUACUACCGUUUUAAUUUUUCAAUUAGGGAUUUUAAUAAAAAACCAAUAAUACUUUUUUUGCUAAUA
This is a messenger RNA of Vollenhovia emeryi, 4161 nucleotides long. Its product is annotated as facilitated trehalose transporter Tret1-like. The transcript is spliced from 5 exons. The coding region runs from base 1253 to 2647 and encodes 464 amino acids. Gene Ontology annotation, cellular component: membrane. Gene Ontology annotation, biological process: transmembrane transport. Gene Ontology annotation, molecular function: transmembrane transporter activity. The record is from RefSeq and is a predicted model, not a curated record. Lineage: Eukaryota; Metazoa; Arthropoda; Insecta; Hymenoptera; Formicidae.